AUGCAAUUCCUACCAAUCCUCACGGCCCUUAUCGGCUUCACCUCAACCGUUGUCGCCUACCCAACAAUCUCAUCUAUCAAAAUGCCCAAAACUCCAACCACUCUCGACCCACUCGACUACAACCUAACAUCCAUCAUCCUCCCAGAACCAAACAUCAACCUAAACCAACCCGGAGACUACGACCCGGAGCCACGAGUCAUCUGGGUCGAAUUCUACGACAACGGAAACUGCAUCUUCGGCAAAGGCCGCACAGGACGAAUCAUGAGCAUUCAAGCCUGGGCUUCAGGCCACUGGUACUGUCUACAAAUCACCUGGGGCGGAAGCAUGAAUUUUUAUGGCACAUUGACAGCACCGGAUUGUGAGGUCUGGUUACAUAGCCCGGCGGAAACGUGCAAUGGACCGGGACCAUUUUCGACGAGUUUGAGGAUGACGGAGGAGCAGUGUAUGAUUUAUGGGUCGUCGAGGAAUUUGAAUGUUAUGGUGAGGUGCCCGGUGCCAGAGUGA
Messenger RNA from Cercospora beticola, 504 nucleotides. RefSeq lists its product as uncharacterized. Lineage: Eukaryota; Fungi; Ascomycota; Dothideomycetes; Mycosphaerellales; Mycosphaerellaceae. The record is from RefSeq and is a predicted model, not a curated record.